UGCUUCUCAUGCAAACCACAAAAAAAUAAAAAUAAAAAAAACCCAGAAAAAAUAAAAAAAAAGAGAAAUUUAUUUAAUUUCAAGAAAUGGGCCUAUGGUUGAAGAAAUCAGAGGCAGGAAUGGAUCUCCUUCGUCUCUAAGCCUUAGCAGAAGUAGGCUCCAUACACGUGUUAUUACACCACAGAUGUGUGUUAUAUAUAUGCACAAACAUAUCUGUAUGUAAAUUCACCUUUCUGUUUAAGAAAAUUUUACCUCUUGAUUACUAUUUUUGGGGGAGAGUGAAUCUUGGGGAGAUUGGAAGCCCAAAAAGGGUAUUAUAAUUUUCUAGUUUUUUCGGGUAAUAUUGGGAAGUCAUUUUGGAGCUUCUCAAUUUGACUUGUGUCUCUUAUUGUUUCUGGUGAUUCUUGGUAACCUACUGAAGCUUAAGAGAGUGGUUCAGACUCCAGCAAGUUCUAACUGGAUUUUGGUACAUGUAUUUUGGAAGGUUCUCAAUUGACUCUUUACCAUUUUAGCAGAAUGGAGGGUGCUGAAGGUUCCGUAAACAAUGCUCCUUCAGAAUCUCCUCUUGCACCAGUAAUUUCAUCUCCAAAAGAGAAUCAAACGGCUCCGGCUUCUACUGCUACUGCUGCUUCUACAACCCAAGAUACUAACGGAGAAUUGGAUGUUCCCGAAUCAGUACCAAAAGAAAAUCCAGUUAUAACUUCUCCAGUUGCAGGUGAUGCGACGGAAACUUCAGAAGAGAAACUUAGCUUGCCUGGGGUCACCGAGGAAACUACUCUCACAGUACAGGAGAAUAAAGAACCACCGGAAAGUCAUGAAGAUAACAAUGUAGCGGUUCCUUCAGAACCCGUUUUGUCAAGUUCAUUGGAGGCGAAGGUGGAUGAUUCCUCAGCAUCAUCUAGGGAUGAUGCUUCUGUCGGACAUGCCAUUGAGCAAGAAUCCUCGGUUGCAUUGGCUAAGCAAGAUCCAUCAGUUGCAUUGUCCCUGGAUUUAGAAGAUUCCUCGGUUGCAUCGGCUAAGCUAGAUCCAUCAGUUGCAUCGUCCGGGAAUUUAGACUCACCUAAGCCUCUGAAACAAGAAAAAGUAGAAGCCAAAAUAGUUGCCCAGCCGCCACCAGUGGAUGAUCAUAUGCAUUCGGUUUUGUCUCCUCGAGUGAGAAACGGCAGUGUUGCUCAGCUCGCUGCCAAAGUUGCAACAAGUUCCACCCCCCAGAGUCCGAAAUCCUCCGAGCAACUUAAAAUGCCUAAUAAUGUCAGCUUAAGUAGAGGUCACAUUGACACGACAGCACCAUUUGAAUCUGUGAAAGCUGCUGUUUCUAAGUUUGGGGGCAUUGUGGACUGGAAAGCCCAUCGAGUGCAGACAGUGGAGAGACGAAAAAUCAUUGAACAGGAACUGGAGAAAGCACAGGAGGAGAUACCGUUAUACAAGAAGCAGUCUGAGGAAGCUGAAGAGGCAAAAAUACAAGUUCUGAAAGACCUAGAUAGCACUAAGAGACUCAUAGAAGAAUUAAAGCUUAAUCUGGAAAGAGCGCAGAAAGAAGAGCAACAAGCCAAGCAGGAUUCUGAACUUGCUAAGCUCAGAAUGGAAGAGAUGGAGCAGGGGAUUGCUGAUGAAGCUAGUUUUGCGGCUAAGGCGCAGCUUGAGGUUGCCCGAGCAAGGCAUGCUGCUGCAGUUGAAGAACUUCAAACUGUUAACAAUGAAUUGGAGCAACUCAGAAAAGACUACGCUCAGUUGGUAGCUGAGAAAGAUGCAUCAGUGAAAAAGGCAGAAGAAGCUGUCUCUAUAUCAAAAGAAGUUGAGAAGUCUGUGGAGGAUUUAACAAUUGAACUUAUUGCUGCAAAAGAGUCCUUGGAAUCUGCACAUGCUGCACAUUUGGAAGCAGAGGAGCACAGAAUUGGAGCAGUUAUGGCAAAAGAACAGGACAUUCUCAACUUGGAAAAGGAAUUGAAACAGGCAGAGGAGGAAGUUGAGAAACUAAACCAGCAGCUGUUGUCAUCAAAGGAUCUGAAAUCGAAAUUGGAGACAGCAACAGCAUUGUUGCAGGACUUGAAAGCUGAAUUGGCAGCUUACAUGGAAUCAAAAUUAGACCAGCAAAGCUCGGGAGAUGCACUCAAAGAAUCAGAGAAGAAAACUCGUGGGGAUAUUGAGGAAGCUCUUUCUGCAGCAAAGAAGGAACUUGAAGAAGUGAAGCUCAAUAUUGAGAAAUUAACCAAUGAAGUUAAUAUCUUGAAAGUGGCUGCCACCUCAUUGAAGGCAGAACUUGAGAAAGAAAAGGCGGAACUUGCUGCCAUUCAGCAGCGUGAAGGAAUGGCGUCAAUUGCAGUUUCAUCUCUCGAAGCCGAGCUGAAUAGGACAAAAUCUGAAAUUGCUCUUGCUCAGUUGAAGGAGAAAGAAGAAAAAGAGAAGAUGGUGGAGCUUCCUAAGCAACUACAAGAGGCAGCUCAAGAGGCAGACAAAGCCAAGGCACUUGCUCAGAUUGCUCGUGACGAGCUCAGAAAGGCAAAGGAAGAAGCGGAACAAGCAAAGGCUGCAGCGAGUACCAUGGAGAGCAAAUUACGUGCAGCUCAAAAGGAAAUAGAAGCAGCAAAGGCUUCUGAGAAGUUGGCAAUUGCAGCUAUAAAUGCAUUGGUGGAGAGUGAAUCUGCUCAAAGGGACAAUGAUGAGGAUUCACCGGCUGGAGUUACACUCUCUUUAGAAGAAUAUUAUGAGCUUAGCAAGAAGGCUCAUGAAGCUGAAGAGCAGGCAAAUAUGCGGGUUGCUGCUGCUAUGUCUCAAAUUGAGGUGGCUAAGGAUUCUGAGUUGAGGAGCUUGAAUAAGCUGGAAGAAGCCAAUCGGGAGAUGGCUGAAAGAAAGAAUGCCCUACAAAUUGCAUUGCAGAAGGCUGAGAAAGCAAAAGAAGGAAAAUUGGGUGUUGAACAAGAGUUACGAAAAUGGAGGGCCGAGCACGAACAAAGAAGGAAAGCUGCUGAAUCUGUUCCACCAGUGGUGAACUCAAAUAAAAUUCUGAGAGCCAGUCCUGAGCUGAGAUCAGAUUCCAAGAGGCUUGUCGGCACAUCUCAUUCUUCUGGUCUGCUUCAGAUCUUGAGUCCAAAGUCUUGUACAAGCAACACGACUGAGUCAUCUCCAGAAGUCAAAGUUACCAAGAAAAAGAAGAGAUCAAUCUUUCCGAGGUUCUUCAUGUUCCUGAGCAGAAAGAAGUCAUCUAAGUCAUCUUAAUCAUUUGUUCAUACUGCGACAUUUGGGUUAUCUUUCUCUUUCUGGCUUGAAAUUACCUGCCUUAUGAUUUUGAUUGGUUUCCUCGAGUUCACCUGAAUCUGUCGUUUAUUCUUGACAAAAGUCUAUAUAUGUACAGUAGUAUUUUUUCCUGUAUAAUAUUUUGAUGAAAUCAAGUUAAUUUUUUUCUCAUAAGAACUAAAGAUGUGGGCUUAAAGGAUGUGUCUUAGUACAUAGUUUGCUGUGGCUUUCUGGGAUAUAUGAGGUGCUUCUGUACAGUAUCCUCUGGGAAUUCAGAUCAUUGUUACUGGAUUGGGAUGAAACAUUUAUAUGUUCAUUUAUAUAUGCGAUAUAUAUUACUUGAA
Messenger RNA from Sesamum indicum (sesame), 3578 nucleotides. RefSeq names its product protein WEAK CHLOROPLAST MOVEMENT UNDER BLUE LIGHT 1. The record is from RefSeq and is a predicted model, not a curated record. Gene Ontology annotation, cellular component: cytosol. Lineage: Eukaryota; Viridiplantae; Streptophyta; Magnoliopsida; Lamiales; Pedaliaceae. Gene Ontology annotation, biological process: chloroplast avoidance movement; chloroplast accumulation movement.